Molecule: messenger RNA, 750 nt
Organism: Nicotiana tabacum (common tobacco)
Lineage: Eukaryota; Viridiplantae; Streptophyta; Magnoliopsida; Solanales; Solanaceae
Source: RefSeq, a predicted model, not a curated record
AUGGCGGUAAGCCUACGUAAUGACAGAGAUUUGGAUGUCGAGCAAGAAAGGGCUCGAGAAGCCAGGGAGGAUGAGACACUCAUAUCAGUGCCCAUUGAGUUGGAUGAAUCAACGAAACCGAUAGAGGUGACAGUCCAGCCUGCCCAGGAAGAAAGUAGCAUUCAAAUGGAGACCGAGAAAGAAGAUGAGAUAGCACAGGAACCAGUGGUUGAUGUGACAGCUGAUAAAGAUCGAUCCCAAAUGAUUGGGAAGAAGAUACCUCCUGCACCCUUCCCUCAAAGGCUAGCUAAGUACCAAAAAGAGGAGCAAUACAAGAAGUUCUUGGAGAUGCUAAAACAAAUCCAAGUAAAUAUUCCCUUAAUUGAUGCUUUGAAAGAGAUGCCUGGGUAUGCAAAAAUGAUGAAGGACUUAAUGUCCCGAAAAUUUGAUUUCCAAGACUUGACCACAAUUACUCGUAUUCAGACCUGUAGUGCAGUGGUGACUAGACCAAUUGCGGAAAAACUGUCUGACCCAAGGAGCUUUACAAUCCCAUGCACUAUUGGUGAUUUUGCCUUUGCUAAAGCACUGUGUGAUCUAGGGGCCAACAUUAAUCUUAUGCCCAUGGCAAUUUAUAAGAGGCUGGGUAUUGGAAGAGCUAGACCCACCUCUAUGUUGUUGCCACUGGCUGAUAGGACGGUAAAGCGACCCUCUAGUAUUCUGGAUGAUGUGUUAAUUCAGGUAGGGAAAUUUGUGUUCCCUGUAGAUUUUUAA